UGAGGACCCUUGACCUCUGACCCAAGAUGGCGGCGCCCAGAGCGGUCGCUCUUGCUGCUCUUGCCUCGUGAAGGAAGACCGGGGCCUCGUGUCAUGUCGAAGCUGAACCGGGUCAGCCGGGCCCUUCGGAGGCCGAACGUCGGUGGCGUGAUCCGCACCAUCGUGCGGGCCGGCCAGGCCAGGCCCGGGCCCCCUCUCGGCCCCAUCUUGGGUCAGCGAGGCGUUUCCAUCAACCAGUUCUGCACAGACUUCAACGAGAAGACCAAGGACAUCAAAGAAGGCAUUCCUCUACCGACCAAGAUUUUUGUGAAGCCUGAUCGUACAUUUGAAAUCAAGAUCGGACAGCCCACCGUUUCCUACUUCCUGAAAGCGGCUGCUGGGAUUGAGAAGGGGGCCCGGAACACAGGGCGAGAGGUAGCUGGCCUGCUGAGCUUAAAGCACAUAUAUGAAAUCGCUCGAGUCAAAGCCCAGGACGACGCCUUUGCCUUGCAGGAUGUGCCUCUGUCCUCGGUUGUCCGUUCCGUCCUUGGCUCUGCCCGUUCCCUGGGCAUCCGUGUAGUGAGGGACCUGAGUUCAGAAGAGCUGGAAGCCUUCCAGAAGGAGCGAGCUAUAUUUCUGGCUGCUCAGAAAGAAGCCGAUUUGGCAGCCAAGGAAGAAACUAACACCAGGAAAUGAGCCCCCAGCCUCCGAGCCUCAGGAUGGUGAAGGAAGCAGGUGAAGGACUGAGAGGAAGGACGGUCCCCCCCGCCUGCUGAUCCUCCUUACUUCAUAUAUUUCUGCACAUCACAGACCAUGUCUAACGAUCAAAUGUGAAUAAACAUCCUUGGGUGCGGCCCAGGAGGUGGUGCAGUGGAAAAAGUGUCGGACUCUCAAGCAUGAGGUCCCGAGUUUGAUCUCCAGCAGUUCAUGUACCAGAGUGAUGUCUGCUUCUCUUUCUCUCUCUACUAUCUCAUAAAUCAAUCAAAUCUUUAAAAGAGAUGAAGAGA
Erinaceus europaeus (western European hedgehog) is the source of this 986-nucleotide messenger RNA. RefSeq names its product mitochondrial ribosomal protein L11 (gene MRPL11). NCBI's taxonomy places the organism in Eukaryota, Metazoa, Chordata, Mammalia, Eulipotyphla, Erinaceidae. Gene Ontology annotation, molecular function: large ribosomal subunit rRNA binding; structural constituent of ribosome. The record is from RefSeq and is a predicted model, not a curated record. Gene Ontology annotation, cellular component: ribosome; mitochondrial large ribosomal subunit. Bases 94 to 675 code for a protein of 193 amino acids. The transcript has 5 exons. Gene Ontology annotation, biological process: translation.